Puccinia triticina is the source of this 3108-nucleotide messenger RNA. RefSeq lists its product as uncharacterized. Bases 1 to 3108 code for a protein of 1035 amino acids. Lineage: Eukaryota; Fungi; Basidiomycota; Pucciniomycetes; Pucciniales; Pucciniaceae. The transcript has 3 exons. The record is from RefSeq and is a predicted model, not a curated record.
AUGGAAAGAACUCAGGCAGCAACCAACCAGCAAGAAAACACCAGCAACUCAAGAAGACUGCCAACGAACUCGGCACCAAGGACUCACACACAUGACCAGCCUUCAUCCUCCAAGAUCCCAAUCCUCAGCCGCUCCUUCUCAACCUCCCGCCGCCAGCAGCCACCCGCCCAAUACCACUAUCUCCAGGCCAAACACAAACAGAAACAGCAGAAGCCACCCUCACCCACCCCGUCCGGAUCAUCCAGCUCAGCAACCGAUGACCUCUUUGCCGGCCCACGCACCUCCAUCCAUCUCGACCCACUCACCGGCCAACUGCUCUCGGCCGGCCACGAUGUCAGCGCGAUGGAUGCACUCAUCGACAACCUGAAGAAGGACCCCUCAUCCCCGCAGAGACGCAAGCCAUACCAGCAACGCUCAGCGCCCAGGACCAGCCAGCUCCACCCAUCCUCCUCCUCCUCCUCCAAUCCACUCCGUCCACCCACCACUCGACUCCCAUCCUCAUCAUCCACCCUCACCAGCCUCGCAAAGAUCCACAGCCAGUCCACCAACGAUCUCCCCUCCAUCCAUCGCUCAGCUGGCCACCAUCACCAGUCCAGGCAGCACCAACAGCCAACCCGACUCGCCUCCACCUCCGACCUCAACUCCCAGCAUCAAUCCUCCCGAUCAUCCAAUCAUCCCAAACUAUCCCUCCGCUGCUUCUCCAGAUCCUCAAACCAUCCCGCCGAGUACUCCUCCUCACACCCACUGCCGCCCAUCCAUCUCCACUCACCCUCUCAAGCACAUCCCCCACUCCCAACCCCGCCUCCCUCCGCAAUCCCAACCAUCAAUGGAAUCAUCGAAAAAUACUCCAAGAAGAUCAACUAUUCUGCUGCCAGCCGAUCCCCUCAGCUGAAGAUCGACUCGAUCGAUGAGAUUGUAGAGAAAUAUAAUCCACUCCUCAAACGCUCCGCCCUUCACCACUCAACCAACAAUCACCCCGCCAACCAUACCCAAUCCUCCGACCCUAAACACCUCUGCCCCCUCUCAUCAGACCAUAAUCAUCCUCAUCCCUCCAGCUCACCAAUCACCCGGCUUCGAUCGCUAUCCGAAAACUCCGACGACUCGCACUCAUCAAUCAACUCACUCACCAAGGAAGCCCUCUCUCUCCAAGCCCUACUCUCCAGCCAAGCCGAACGACUCCCUCACCCCACUCCUCUCCCCCGCUCGCCCUCUGGCUCUCCCAAGAUUCUUCGCCCAGAUCCCGAUUCACUCUCCAAACGAAGCGCCAGUCCCAUCCACCGCUCACCACUCAAACAAUCAUCAACCACCGAGGAUCGUCCGUCAGCACGCGCUCAGGUCGAUGAUCCAAUAGCCCUUUACCUACGCUCGACGCGUCUUACGACGCUGAUCAAGCUAGAACGGCAACAGAGCCCGAUGACCGUCUCUCUAGCCGAUGUCGGCUCACCCACUGGCCAUCCAGUGGUCAUCUUCCUCGGCCUGGGCUGCGUGCGAUAUCUGGUCGGCCUGUACGACGAGCUAGCGGAGGCACUUGGGCUGCGGCUGAUCUGCAUCGACCGUUGGGGUCUCGGCAAGACCACCGAGGUACCGGACGAGCAGCGGGGGUUCCUGGAGUGGGCAUCGGUGGUCGAAGAGGUCGCCGACCAACUGUCCAUCGGCCGCUUCUCGAUCCUUGCACAUUCGGCGGGCGCGCCCUACGCACUGGCCGCCAGUCUCAGGCUGGCCGACCGCGUCUUCGGCUCCAUCCAUCUCCUCGCGCCCUGGGUCAGCAUGACUGCCGAGGGCGGGAUUAAUGCGGGGGCAUACAAGUGGCUCAAGUACAUCCCCAACUCGAUGAUCAAGACCGUCCAGGCGGCCGAGUGGAAGAUGACCGGCUGGCGGCUGGGCAAGCCGCCGACUCUGAACCAUCCCCCGGUCGGCUUCGAUGCCCGGGCCCCCGUCGCAUCCAGCCAGUCUUCGCCACUGGCCGGGCUCGAGGAGGAGGAGCAGGAGCGGGGGAGUCUUCUGGACGAAGAGGCCCCGGAACCCGACAUCGCCCACCGCCCCUCUCUCCCGCCGCCGCUGCUGCCGCUCAGAAGAGGCUCCAAGCGCAGCGGCACAUCCGCCGAAGAGGUCGUCUCCAAAAGUCGCGCCAGUGUCGAGUCGAGCGAUUGCCGCUCGAUCGCCACCGACAGCUCCAUGGGCAAGUCCAGACACACCCUCCGAUUCAACGGCUCCUCAUCCACCCUCGCUAGCGGCCACAAGCACGGCCUCUUCGGCAAGUUCUUCCCCUCCCAAUCCCACGCCAUCGUCCCCGAUUCCACCAAACAUCCCGACCCCUUAUCCCCCUCCGACCACAGCAACAACAAACCGUCCAUCGCCAUUUGCGACUCGCCUCAUGGCACGCCCAUCGCGCUCUUGUAUGACUCUAUCGCUUCCCCUGUCCCGUCUCUGGUCGGUGGGAGUUAUGAAGACGUCACAGACGAGAGAAACGGGGUCCUUCAUCAACCGAAAGGUCACUCACCCUUGAGUAACAAAAGAACCUCUCAGAAGAUGAAGUACUGUUACAGUGAGUCCAGGUACGGUAACGUGAAGAAGCAAGAGGAUGUAGUCGAAGGAGAUGGGCGUCCAACGCGGAGCCAGACGAUGCUGCACCAGCCGCCGAUGCAUCUCGGGGCAAGCAGCAGCAGCAGCAGCACGAGCAGCCACCAUGUCCCAGGGCGAGCGGAAGACGUAGUUGUUCCGAAGGAGGAGACGGAGGAGGGUAAGAGCGGGAUGCGGCGAUCGCUGGGGAUAAGUCUCUUACGGGCGUCGUACUCGGAGUCGUUGCGUGGGGGGACGUCCGAUCUGAUCACGAUCCUGGAGAAGAACUCGAAGCCGUGGGGCUUCUCGUAUGCCGAGAUCGCCACCCCGGUGAAGAUCUGGCACGGCUCGAAGGACGAGCGGCUGGCUGCCAAAGGCUCCCAAUGGUUCAUCAACUCCAUCACCCGACUGGACGUCAAGAACCGCUCCGAACUCGUCAUCGUUAACGACGCUACUCAUUCGCUCAUGACGGACGUCAAUGUGCUCUACCAGGUCUUCGAAUCGAUCGCUGAUCAAUGGGCUUCCUCUCCUAAUCUCGAAUCUCCCUAA